Messenger RNA from Symbiodinium sp. CCMP2456, 2037 nucleotides. The record is from the annotation of a GenBank genome assembly. NCBI's taxonomy places the organism in Eukaryota, Dinophyceae, Suessiales, Symbiodiniaceae.
AUGGCCUUUGCCGCUGCGUUUGCGCCGGUCCUGCCAAGACUGCGCACUGCAUCUUCGUACUCUGACCGUGGCGGCCCGCUGGUGCUGCCUCGGGUGACUCCGGGCUUCUUCGGCGACCCGCCUGAGGCAACCGCCGAUGAGGACCGGUGCCUGCCUGAGAGCAGUGCAUCCCACAAAUCCUACACCGGGUCGCCACCAGUACAACAGGCUCUCAAGGCGCUUGACAUCCAGGCUAAGCCGGCAGAAGACCCCGGAAAAGCAGCCGUGGAGCCUAUGCAAGAGCAUCCAGACCUUGAGAUCGACUUCUGUGUCGAGGGGGAGCUGCAGCAGUGUGAGCACGUGCUGGCGGUUGUACAAUGCCUGCGUGCGGAGGGCACCAAGAACGCGUCGCUAGACGCCGCCCUGAGCGCCUUGCAAGAGCUCGUUCCAAAAUUUGCUGCCAAGCUUAAGGAGAAGCGCUGGCUGGCCUCGAAAGGUACAGCACUCUUGGAAAGCACCUCUGAGGCUCUUCAACUACUUUUGUUAGCAGAUGACGAGCAGAACUUGGAGACUGCAGCAAAGACCGGCCGAGACAUACCAGAAGUCGUUUUUGCUGCACAGGCUUUGAACAAGAUCAUCAAUUCUGGCGGCUGCUGUGGAGGCGGGGGAGGAGGCUGCAAGAGCGGCGGUUGCGGCGAAAAGAGCGGUGGAGGUGGCUGCGGGAGCAAGAGCGGCGGCGAAAAGAGUGGUGGAGGUUGCUGCGGCGGCAAGAGCGGCGGCUGUGGGAGCAAAAGCGAAGAAGGUGCUGCCACCGGUGGAAGCUGCAGCGACAAGCGAAGUGGCUGUGGUGGCUGCAGCAAGCAAGGUGGUUGCAAUGAGAAAUCAGAAGUCCCAGAGACGCGGGUGAGCACCGAUGGUGCAGUGGUGUCACCAGAGAAUGAAGAGGAAGACAGCAAGGAGAGAAGUCAGAGCCAGUUUGCCCCCAUGCUCUUCUUCAAGCGAGCGCAGGCCGAGUCGAGCUGGGCGAAUCACGCCGUGGGCCCCUUCACGAGGCUCCAAGAGAAGGCUGGGCUUCUGGACGUGCAGCGCUCCGAGGAGGAGAGGCUGCAGGAAGCAGCGGAGUCUCUGGAGAUUGGGCUCCGUGCAAUGGAGCUGGCAGAAGAGAUCGCCAGAAACAUUUGGAGAGACUUGUCGGGUGAGGCUGUGGACCCGGCGAGCUCAAGUGCGGCCAGACACGAACCACAUGUACAUAGCCCACUGGUUCAUUCUGGCACGUGUGAGCAAGAGGAUGCAAGCGAGCGGCCCAUGCCGAGCCAGUGGCUCCGAGACGCUUAUGCCGAGAUCCACCAGGUGGCGGCUUCCGUGGCGCAUGCGGCCACGCAGCUCGGAGAGGCAAGUCCAGCUCCGGCAGUCGUGGAAGGAGUCCUUCACUGGGGCCCGCUGGCCAUGCCCGCACCUUCCACAAAGGACCCUUGGGUCGGAGAGCGCCCUGGUGGUGCGGAGCUGCCCUUCGCCGCGCAGAUGGCUUUGCUCCGCAACAGCACCCCAAGCUGCGAGCGGCGGAGGUUACGAGCCGGUGGGCUUGCCAUCGCAGGCAAAGCCGAGACUCUGCCACCAAGAGCCAGGCGCAACCGGUGGGGCUCGGUGAAAGCUAUGACCAGCGAUGGUCCCGCUAGAGUGGGAAGACACGACCGCAUGUCAAGAAGAUCCCCGUGGAUAGAAGCCGACCAAGAGGUGAGGCCAAGGGGUGACCUUGCCUGUCGAACAUCGGCUUUCUCGACUCCGCGUGACUUGGGCGGUCAUGAAAGCAUUGUUUUGAGUGCUGACAUCGAAUGCAGUGACGAGGAAUCCGUGCAGGAGGCCCGCGGGCGAAUCGCAGAGGACGAAGCUGUGCAGGCAGCCACGUGCGCGCUACUCUACCCGAACAAGGUAGUCGCAGCCUCCGUGGUGCGGGGGUGCUCAUCGCGCAAGGAGCCGUUCUUGGAGGGCUGCUGCUACCGAGCCAGCAACGGCUGCUGGACGAGCAAAAAGCGCGAGAAGGUUUUCCUCUCGAUUUGA